GCGCUCAGGUACUCGGACACACAGGCACGCUCUCUACCUGGCGCGGUGUACGAGCGACGUCACUACCCGCUUCCAAUCAGAUAUGAAGAAUGAGGAAGACGAGUCCAUCCGCCGGGUAGAGAGGACAGAGGUCACUACCAAAAAAACAAAGGAAAAAGAAAAAAGAAAAGGUCUUUCUGUCUAGUUGGCUGAAAGGGGAUGCGUGUUAUUUAUUGAGAAAUAAAGUGCCAUUAGUUUGUGGAAACAGGAGGGAUGACAUUCAGCUGUACCGACGGCUGGUGCGUCCGGUUUGUGGAGCGACACCAGCCGGCGCUGAACUUCGCGCUGCUGGUUGUCGGCUACGUCCUUUACCUCAUAGUCGGCGCCGGGAUCUUCUCCGCCAUCGAGCUGCCCUACGAGCACGAGCUGCGGCGGGAGCUGGUGGCGGCCCGGCGCGACUUCCUGAGCAACAACACCUGCGUGUCCGACGCGCGCCUGGAGGAGCUCCUGGCCCAGGCGCUGGAGGCCAGCAACUAUGGCGUGUCCGUGCUGGGUAACGACACCGUCCGCAACUGGGACUUCGUGUCCUCCCUGUUCUUCACCAGCACCGUGCUGACCACGACAGGUUACGGCCACACUGUUCCUCUCUCAGAUGAAGGGAAGGCCUUCUGUAUCUUCUACACCCUCUUUGGCAUCCCCAUUACCCUCUUCUUCCUCUCUACUAUGGUGCAGAGGAUCAUGGUCCUGGUGACCCGACGUCCAGUGUCCUACCUCCACCGUCGAUGGGCCGUGUCUAAAUCGAACCUAGCCGCCAUCCACGCCACCUGCCUCGCCGUCUUCAUGACCCUGCUGCUCCUCAUCAUCCCCGCGUGGAUCUUUAUCAACCUUGAGAAGGACUGGAACUUUCUGGAGGCUCUGUAUUUCUGUUUCAUCUCUCUGACAACCAUUGGCCUCGGCGAUUAUGUCCCCGGAGAGACCCACAGUAAAGAGGCCAACCCACACCCACAGCUCUACAGGCUGACCAUUACAGCCUACUUGCUGCUGGGCUUGGUGUCGGUCCUGGUGGUGCUGGAGACGUGCUGCGAGCUUCCCCAGAUGAGACGCCUCAGACAGAGGUUCUACCAAGAAAAUGUUCAGGAGCUAGACUCCGAGACCAUCCACAUCAUCGACCGGGAUCACAUGAGCGACCAGCUGACCGACCGCUCAGGUCACGUGACAGAUAACCUACCAGUCAUCCCGUCCGUGUCAGAACAGGCCGCGUCCUUACAGCAAGACGGCAGGUCAAUGCCUUACAGCGCGGCAUCAGGCUCAGUUGCUAACAGAAAACUGUGAUGAUAGAUUGUCUGCCACACAUUGUUUUUAAGGGACUGGUCUAUGAAAUUUUGCCCUGUACGUGGCUGCUAAGGACAUACUGGCACCUAAUGCUAUCUAAAUGUGUAUAUAUGAGCGUAUAAGCAGCCUGACCAUGCCUGUGUGUAUGUCUACAUCUAAGCAGAGUCACUUAAUUGCUUAAGAAGUGAUUGCUUUCUGCCCUUGCCAACACCAACACAUAUUUGUGGUGUAAAAGCAGGAACCACCCACAGAUAAUCAGGAUGGCAUUGUUUUCUUGUUCUCUGCUGUUGCUCCAUUCCUUGUAGAUAAGAGUUACAUCUGUGACACAGAGGAAGGGCUGGGCACCCAAACGGAGGGAAGCCCUGCGAGUUUCCACUUCCUGCCAAAGUCUUGAAGCUAUAAUUCCAACGCAGCAUAGUUUGCUCUAGAGGAUUUCACACUCCCUUUAAGCACAUUGUAUAAUCCUUGGUGGUAUUUGCAAAUUUGCCUUCCUGGAAUUCAUAAAGCGGUACCAGAUGAGUCAGAGAAUGAGGCGCACCAUCACUCUUCCUAUUGUACAUUAUGUGGCAUUACUCUGAGUAAAAUAUCAAAUAAUGCCAAGGAAUUGGCUUCCUGGUUGCUCUUAGGUGGUGUUUGGCCUUCAGCUCCGCUUCGCAUGGUUACAUUCAGUAGUUCAUUGUGGUAAUAAUACUGCAAUAUGUGCCCUCUUACCACUAGAGGGCAUGACUUUCAUUUUACAAACAAAAAAAUAGGUUUACAUGUUACUGGGAAUUUAUCUCUCAUACUGCUUAGGGGAUUGUUACUUAAAAAUAUAAUUAAGGUGCAAGAAAAAUGUCAUUGUUGCCACUGAGAAUGAGGGAGCAUGGUGUGGAACAAAGUAUUUUUUUAAUAUCCAUAUAUUUUGUCAAGCCAUCCCUGUUUACAGGGGAGCUAAACUGAAUGGACAGUAUAUGGCGACGGAUGUUUUAUGUCUGCAAAACAGCUUGAAACUUAGCUUAAUACUUGUUACAAAUAAGAAUAAGAAGGAUUAUACUUGUCUUCCAAAGAUCAUUUUGGUGCUGUUUUCACUCUCAUUUCGCAAUGGGUUUUAAUCAAGAGCAAAACGUUGUCACGGUAGUUUUUAUAGAAAUACAUUUUAAGUGUAAAUAAAU
This is a messenger RNA of Xiphias gladius (swordfish), 2462 nucleotides long. Its product is annotated as potassium channel subfamily K member 1-like. The record is from RefSeq and is a predicted model, not a curated record. Gene Ontology annotation, biological process: stabilization of membrane potential; potassium ion transmembrane transport. NCBI's taxonomy places the organism in Eukaryota, Metazoa, Chordata, Actinopteri, Istiophoriformes, Xiphiidae. Gene Ontology annotation, molecular function: potassium ion leak channel activity. Gene Ontology annotation, cellular component: membrane. The transcript is spliced from 3 exons. The coding region runs from base 253 to 1311 and encodes 352 amino acids.